ACAUCGAUUGAUCACUGGAAGCCUGUGCUGUGAUGGAGGGAGGAGGAGGCCGGAGCGGCGUGGUGGUCGACAUAGAUGCCGCCGUCGACGACGACGGCGGGUCCCGGACGCGGCCGUGGGUCCGCGUGGACGCGGAGACGGGCGAAUCCGAGGAGAUGGAGCUCAGCAAGCAGGCUGUGAUGCGGCGUAUGGGCGUGCCGGCGCGCGACCUCCGCGCUCUCGACCCGCUCCUCGGCUACACGGCCAGCAUCCUCGCCCGCGGCUACGCCAUCGUCUGCAACCUCGAGCAGAUACGGUGCAUCAUCAGCUCAGAAGAGGCGCUCGUCAUGCGAGUCCAAGGAGAUCAGGGCGACGACGACGCGGCGGCAAGGUACGCCGACGAGCUCAAGCGCCGUCUCGCGGCGGGCCGCCAUGCUGCUGCCGGCAUGCCGUUCGAGCUCAUCGCCUUCGGGGUCGCGCUCGAAUGCAUCAGCUCCGUCUUCAAGUCAGAGACUGCGGAUAUAGAGAUUGAAGCGUAUCCAGCGUUGGACGAGUUAGCAAAAAAAGUCAGCACCCUUAACUUGGAACGUGCUCGGCGCCUAAAGAGCAGGCUGGCGGCAUUAACUAAGAGAGUCCAAAGGAUAAGGGACGAGAUAGAGCAAUUGAUGGACGACGAUGAUGAUAUGGCCGAUUGUUACCUCACAAACAAGAUGAGGAUGGAUGGUAGUAUUUUGGGGUUAAACGAGGGCCUUGAGAGAACUGGAAAUAAUAAUGGGUUAUUUGGUCGAUCCUCCUCUGCUCCACUUACAACAACGGUCUUCCCUAAAAAAAAGGACGUCCUCCGAAACCAGUUGCUGAAAUUUGAGCUGCUACUGGGCAGUGCUGGGUUUGUGGUUGGCAUGUUCGGAGUUGUCCCAGGAGUUUUCGGCAUGGACUUUGAGGGGGUGACCCUGUAUAAGGUGCCGCAUGCGUUCGAAGAGACUAUUGGCAUAACAGGGGCCUGUAGCCUACUCAUGUUCGGGUGCUUCAUGUGGUAUUUAAAGAGGAGAUUGUUUUUCUAGAUGCUCACAAGAAAAAAGCUUCGUCUCUUGCAAGAUGGAUCACCUAGACUUCUGUAGUUUUAGAGGAUUGUAUUAUUACAAGGAAGACGAAUUAUAUGCUUCUGACAUUUCAUGGAAUGUUGCUUUGUAGGACCAUUGAUAAGUAUAUUAAUAUGGGAAAAUAUUUUGGUUGGAAUAAUAAAUUCAGAA
Molecule: messenger RNA, 1229 nt
Organism: Brachypodium distachyon (stiff brome)
Lineage: Eukaryota; Viridiplantae; Streptophyta; Magnoliopsida; Poales; Poaceae
Product: magnesium transporter MRS2-C
Exons: 4
Coding region: 33-1040 (335 amino acids)
Biological process (GO): magnesium ion transport
Molecular function (GO): magnesium ion transmembrane transporter activity
Source: RefSeq, a predicted model, not a curated record